ACGGCGAAUGGACUUGCCCGGCACGCGUACAGGUAAAAAGGCUGUUUUCUCGGUGUAAGUACGGAUACCUCCAGUGCCUUCGGUGUGGUGCAUAUCGUGUACGGAUUCUUUAGCCUACAGACAAAAUGAGCGGCCUUUCUGAAGGAGAAAUUGAAGAUGCCCGUGAGGUGUUCGACCUGUUCGACUUCUGGGACGGUCGUGACGGUGAGGUAGACGCCUUCAAGCUAGGCGACCUCCUCCGCUGCCUUGGCCGCAACCCCACCAACGCCGUCAUUUCCAAACACGGCGGCACCCAGAAGAUGGGAGAGAAAUCCUACAAAUUCGAAGAGUUCAUUCCCCUGUACAAGGAACUGCUCCAGGAGAAAGACACCGGUACCUUCGCCGACUUCAUGGAGGCCUUCAAGACUUUCGACCGCGAGGGACAGGGAUUCAUUUCCGGCGCCGAGCUCAGACACCUCCUUACCUCCCUUGGCGAGAAGCUGACGGACUUGGAAGUAGACGACAUCUUGAAGCACAUCGACCUCACCGAGGAUCUGGAAGGAAACGUGAAAUACGAGGAAUGCAUCAACAAAGUCAUGGCCGGACCCAACUAAGUCUACAGAAAAAUAACAAAUUUGACUUUUAAAAUACAAACAAACAUCAAUAAUCAUCUCAUUGACCAAUGGCUUUGAGAAAGAGUGCAUUUUUAACAUCUUUGAUGUUAUUUGAUUUCAUGCUCAAACAUUCUUGACUUCCCCCAAACAAAGGAGCUCCUAAUUUUGUAGGCAAGGAACGAUUUUAUAGGUCACGUGACCGCCCAUGUAUAACAUCUUUGUGAUGAGCUUUUCGAACCUCUAAAAAUGUAUCAACCUGAUUUUUGUUUUAAAUGAAGAAGAAAAAAAACACCGUAAAAUCGUUCCUGCAACGAGUGAUUGAUAUUUAAAUUCAGUUUCGUAUGGAGUUUUGUAAUUGUAUUACAUACUUUGUUGAUUGUUUUUAUUUAAUCGAUUAUUUAUUAAUAUUUAAAUUGCUAUUUAAGAACCAUCUUUAACCGGCGCCGGUUACAGAUUGUCAGGUGUGAUGUUAACCAAGUGGCCCCAAAAGCCACGUGGUCUCUGUCACAUGAUUGUCUGUCUUAUCUGUGAUUGGUGUAAAUUUUGUCUUGCAAAACGAGGACUCGCUGUUAAAAAUGAUUAUCCCAUUUUUGUAUCCUCGAAAAUGUUUAAAAAGCGAAGCGAAUAAUAUAUAUAUAUUUUCCCGAA
This is a messenger RNA of Dreissena polymorpha, 1241 nucleotides long. Its product is annotated as myosin essential light chain, striated adductor muscle-like. Gene Ontology annotation, cellular component: muscle myosin complex. Bases 126 to 593 code for a protein of 155 amino acids. The record is from RefSeq and is a predicted model, not a curated record. The transcript is spliced from 6 exons. NCBI's taxonomy places the organism in Eukaryota, Metazoa, Mollusca, Bivalvia, Myida, Dreissenidae. Gene Ontology annotation, molecular function: calcium ion binding.